Bactrocera tryoni is the source of this 711-nucleotide messenger RNA. Its product is annotated as secreted RxLR effector protein 161-like. The record is from RefSeq and is a predicted model, not a curated record. The transcript has a single exon. Lineage: Eukaryota; Metazoa; Arthropoda; Insecta; Diptera; Tephritidae. Bases 1 to 711 code for a protein of 236 amino acids.
AUGUCGCCAACUACUGACGUUGAAAAAGAGGAAAUGGCGAAAGUACCCUACAUGCAGGCUAUUGGCUGUUUGUUAUUCGCUUCGCAGAUCACCCGUCCUGACAUAAGCUUCGCAGUAAAUUUAUUAAGCCGAUUCUCCUCAAACCCAGGUAAAGGCCGUUGGACUGCUGUUAAACGCGUCAUGAGGUACUUAAAGGGUACAAUAAACAGUGGGCUUGUAUUCAAUGCAGUUACAAGCGACAUUGUUGGAUUCUGCGAUGCAGAUUGGGGUAGCGACUUAGUCGCAAGACGAUCAACCACCGGCUACAUCUUCAAGCUACAAGGUGCUCCUAUUUCUUGGUCCACUCGUCGCCAGCGAACAGUAGCGUUAUCAUCAACUGAAGCCGAAUUUAUGGCCAUGACAGCAGCCAUCCAAGAGGCAACGUGGCUCCAGCGACUGCAAGAUGAAUUGACACCAGAAGCAUCAACCGUAAUGGACUUACAUUGUGACAACAAAAGUGCUAUUCAUGUCGCUUUAAACAAUACGUACUCGCCUCGAACAAAACACGUUGAUAUAAAGGGUAAAUUUAUUAGGCAGAAGAUAGAGAGCGGUAAAAUAAGAUUGUGCUACACACCAACAAACAACAUGUUAGCAGACAUCCUAACAAAAGGCGUACCUAAAGUCAAGCAUUUGAACAUAGCUAAAGCGAUAGGUCUGUCAAAUAUAAGUUGA